CUGGAAGAGGCCGAGAAAGAGUCUCAGUCAUGUGCAAUCUCACAUGCCCAACACUCAACGCUUACAAAAGGCCUCUCCGCUUCUAUGCAUGCUGAAGACUUAAGGAGAUCUGACACUGAAGCACAUUAACUCUAGGUACUCUUUGCAGAUGUUCGUUGCCUCGUAUUCGAAAACCUCCGGCUCCCCGGCAUCGCUCUCCCCCGCUCUCUCUCAACAUGGGCAUGCGCAUGGCAAUUGACACAGCUUCGUCCUCACGCUCAGACUUAUGACUACAGCAUUGGUCGACCUGUCCUCAAACUCCGGAGCCUGAGCGGCUGCUUCUUUGCAGUCGAGAGUUUCAUGAAUGGCUGAAUCCAUCGAGGACAAUGGCGCUGGUCCCGCAACACCCGAAUCCCUCCUCCCCUGCGAUGCAUGUCGGAAACGCAAAGUGAAAUGCUCCAAGACUGAGCCUUGCGAGAGAUGCAUCUCGGCCGGUCUGAGGUGCACAAGAGACAUUGCGCGAAAGAAGAGGGGCCCAAAGAAAGGAUCAGGAUCGGUCAUAGCAAAGCUCAGAGAUGAGAGUCAGCAGCAGACGCAGCAAGAUACAACAGUACCGCCGUUCGAUUUCUCCCAGAUGCAGAUGCAAAUCCCAGCGCUGAAUCGGACAUGGAGCAACGACAGCCCUUUGGGAUCGCAAUUGGCUUCGCCAUUGUCAUCACCUUCCAGCUCGCACUUUGGCGACGUCUUUGCUCCUCCCUCGGACCCCAACAAUGUCCCUCGAUCUGUGCCUACAAUACAGAAUGGCACAGCGUUUGAGCCAACCUCGCACACAGCCUUUACGCAAGCAGGCAUACAGUUUCCAGCAUCGUGGCAGAUGCCACCUUCCGAGCUGCUACAGUUCCAAGCACCCAUCUCUCCGACAGGCUACAUGACCGUCAGCGACCUGGCCCAGCAAAUAUUUCCAGAAACAUUCAUCCCCGGUGAAGCCGUGCAGCAACAUGCCCGUUCGAACCACAGCCAGCAUUCACCGUCACGAACAUCCACUCCUCUCACCAAACUGACCUCCCUCGACGCCAUGUUGAGUAGCGCUAACGGCGCCCACUCUCCAGCGACGACAGCAUCAUCACCGAUGCCGUCCCUGGGCCCAAAGUUCCUUUAUCGAAGCGAUUCUCAUUCAUCGCCCAUCGAACCACAGAUUCAACAACUCGCCAACGAAUUUGGCCUCUCCGCCCUCCUCAUGUCCCAAUGCAUCCGCCAAUACUUCCGACACCUAUACUCUAUCCGGCCCAUCAUCCACGAACAGAGUCUAUUAGCACGUUUGCGGUCUGCAGAGACGCUCAACCUCGAAGAAAAGGUCCUCAUUGUCUCUCUCUGCGCCACCACAGUCCUUCAUGCCGCUCCGCAGUCCGACCUUCCCCUGGACAAGAAGCACGCUCUUGGCCUCCAAUUCGUCCAACUAUGCCUAUAUCUCCGCCAAUGCGCCGCUCCCGACUGGGCCGAGAACACCACACUCCUCUCCAUUCAAGCAUCAUAUCAUAUUGCUGUGGCUCUCUUCGAACUCCACCGACCCAAGGCUCAUGCCUUCUACCUCCGCGAAGCCAUCGGCAUGGCCCUCGAACAAGGUCUCCACCGUGAAUCUACAUACACCUCCCUCUCCGAUGUCAAUGCAAUAUGCUCACGCCGCACCAUCGCAUUGCUAUUCAUCACCGAGCGCGGCCUCGCCAUCCUCCGCAACAAACCCACCCAAAUCACCCGCCUACCGAGCCUGCCGAACGAAUACUUUGACGAAACCGACGCCGUUGUCCUCGCGGGCUUCUCGGCCCUCGUGAAUCUCUUCUCCAUCCUCGACGAGAAGUUUGUUCGCCUAUGGUCCGGCGGUGGGGACACCGACACGGAAACGGAACCUCUCGACAACAUCGCAGGUCUCCAACACGCACUCAACGAGAUGUCCUUUGGCUCCUUUGCGAUGACAGACGUCCAAAAGGCAGAUGUGCUCAUUACGCACCAGUGGCUCCGGCUCAUCUUCUGGCAAGCCAGCAUGCGCCAAGGUCUGAUCAGCUAUACGUCCCCGGACCCGAUUUUCAGCUCGCGGUACCCCAUCACCAUCGCACAAGAUCUAUGCGCAUGCCUGGGCCUCGACGAAGCGGACACGGACGGUGCUUACGAUGCGAUCCUCGUGCACGGCAUGGGCAUCUUUGAGAAGCUUUUCGAGGUCACCUACACUCUCAUGGACAUGUUGACGCUGGCGAAUUGCCAGUGGAACGAGAGCCGUGAGUUGCGGUGCUUGUUUAAUGUGCUGAGCGCGAGCUCGAAUAGCCAGAGUACGUAUGUGAAGAUGUUGAGGACCAAGAUUGAGACCGAACGAAGCCCCGCGCAGAGUCCGACUCUUAGCUGAUACCAAUGAUAUUGACGUGGUUUAUUCAUAUAUUUAUGAGAUCAAAAGACGGUGGACGUGUCAUGACUUUUUCCCUGGAGUACAUAGUUAAAUAUCUUAUGGGGGCCGGAUCUUGAUAUUUGAUACCUAGGUGUAUAUAGGGUAGUAAGCCAACUCGGAUAAUGUCCAAUGCCAAUAUGAGAGCUGAGGGGGAAAUGAAGAUACGUGAGUUGAUAGCCAAACGGAAAGAGAUGAAAAGGAAAACGAAGAAAGAAAAAAGGAGAGAUACCCAUUUUGUAGUAUUCCUCUUUCUCUUUUUUGACUCCGUAGUAGUGUCUGAAUUGGAGCAGAAUUGAUUACAGAUACCAGGACGUUUCCG
This is a messenger RNA of Exophiala oligosperma, 2732 nucleotides long. RefSeq lists its product as uncharacterized. The record is from RefSeq and is a predicted model, not a curated record. The transcript has a single exon. Lineage: Eukaryota; Fungi; Ascomycota; Eurotiomycetes; Chaetothyriales; Herpotrichiellaceae. Gene Ontology annotation, biological process: DNA-templated transcription; regulation of DNA-templated transcription. Gene Ontology annotation, molecular function: DNA binding; DNA-binding transcription factor activity, RNA polymerase II-specific; zinc ion binding. The coding region runs from base 344 to 2374 and encodes 676 amino acids.